AUGGGCGCAACUGAACAGAAACCCAACUGGUCCGAGCUGGUCUUUCUCUGGCAGCCAUGGAACAGCUGCUUGAAUCUGGCGACUUGGGCCGCGUCCUUGUGCUUGGCCAUGACAUUGACAGGGUCGGCAGCCACCGUGUUGGCCUUUUACCUCGUCUUUAUCGUCAUUUACGAUAUCCUCUACUACGGAUACAAAUUCUCCAUUAUCGACGAGAAUGGAACGCUCCGUCAAGGAUACAAUUUGUCCUAUCUCAUUGACGAUGCGGGCAGUGCCCUUGGUGGAGGACUGGAUUAUGGAUUCAACUACUACAAUGGCAAUUUCAAAAAGGACCGCAUCCAAGCCCAACAAGACAAGUUUGACUUUUGUUAUCAACAACUUGGGCUCCAAGCUGGCAUGACUGUCAUUGAUUGUGGCUGUGGCUGUGGUGACUGGCUCAAUUAUCUGCGCACCCGUGGUGUGACGGGCAUUGGAAUCAAUAUCACACCUGCUCAAGUCAAAGUCUGUCGGGAGCGGGGACUCACAGUGCUGCUGACGGAUUGGAAGUUAAUUGGAGGAAAUGCCGAGUUUGAGAAACAGUUGUAUGGAAAGGCAGAUGCCGUCACUUGUUGGGAUACUAUUGAACACUAUGUUCCCUCCAAAUGCAGAACCAGUGUGGCACAACAGGAUGCAAUCUACACCCAACUCUUUCAACUCAUCCAAAAGUUUCUUUCUCCCGACAGCAAGGUGGGCCGCACUUGGACGUCCUGUUUGCACUACGGAUCCAUCGGCAAGUCCCAUUGGAUGACGCGCAGCUACAAUGACUACUUGUUGGACAAGUUCCAUUCCGGAUGUUACCCCGACUAUUCCACACGACAAUUGACCCAGAAUGCCAAACGAGCCAAGUUUACCCAAAUCAUGGAAAAGAAUCUGACCGAGGACUAUUACAUGACUUCCGUCUUGUGUCCAAAUCAUUUCGGACGACACAAGCACACCUUGACUUUUUAUCGUGCUGUGGCGCUUUCUCUAGUGGUGCUUUUGGAUCCCAACUGGCUGCAGCGUUUCUUGUGGAUGAAUCAGGAAGCUUGGAUGGAUCAGUUUGAUGCCAAAAAAUUGGAAGAUUCCCCCAUGCAGCUCUUGUGGAUUAUGUGGGAGCGUAACUAG
Messenger RNA from Seminavis robusta, 1140 nucleotides. NCBI's taxonomy places the organism in Eukaryota, Bacillariophyta, Bacillariophyceae, Naviculales, Naviculaceae. The record is from the annotation of a GenBank genome assembly.